Messenger RNA from Amphibalanus amphitrite, 3081 nucleotides. Its product is annotated as glycine receptor subunit alphaZ1-like. Gene Ontology annotation, molecular function: chloride channel activity; neurotransmitter receptor activity; extracellular ligand-gated monoatomic ion channel activity. The record is from RefSeq and is a predicted model, not a curated record. The transcript is spliced from 11 exons. Bases 96 to 2021 code for a protein of 641 amino acids. Gene Ontology annotation, biological process: signal transduction; chemical synaptic transmission; nervous system process. Lineage: Eukaryota; Metazoa; Arthropoda; Thecostraca; Balanomorpha; Balanidae. Gene Ontology annotation, cellular component: synapse; neuron projection; membrane.
CGGAGGAGGAGCGACGACAGUGCCGCCGCACCAGUGGUCAGUGGUCACCAGCGGGCGACAGACGGCCAAAGUGGUGUUUACCAAGGGACGCUGCGAUGCUGCUUUUUCUCCUGACGCUGACCCUGGCUCUGACUGCGGCAUCCGUGGCGCCGGCUGCUCAGUAUCCAACUCCUGGCACGGAUCACUACGGCGCCCAGGGCCCGGAGCAGCCGCCAUUUACGGACAUGGAGCGCCCUCGAACACCAGUUUACCGCGAGCCGCCGCCGCCGUCAUCGGUCUACAAAGAACCGGUGCCGCCGUCCAGGGGCGCAGAGACGCCAUCCCUAUAUGAAGACGUGUCUCGUGGAUCAUCGAUAGACGAGGACCUAGGAUCCCCGAUAUCGGAGCAUGACCACUUAGCUCUGCCGGCUGCCGAAUAUGGCGAGCCUGCGGCUCCGCUGGGUGAAUACGAUGGUAGCUGGCCGCCGCCGCCUGGCGAGCGACCCGCCGCUGGCGCUCUUCCGGAACAGGACACACACGUCGGCGAGGAGCCCGUGCCGCCCAGGGAGGAUACGGAGUCGUCGGGGGGUGACGCCCAUCCGCCAGAAAAUGGAGACAGUGAAGAUGAAAAAUGUGUGAUAUGCAGGAAAUCCGGCAACCUGAAUCAGAACAGCGCUGAAGAGGAAGAUUCGGUUCUCGUAUUUGAAGAUAUUCUGCCGGAGCCCCCCAAGCAAUACGAUCGGAUGGCACCUCCGAAAACAAAAGGCCAUCCGACUGUCGUCUAUUUCCACGUCACGGUGAUGACUUUGGACUCCAUCAACGAGGAGUCAAUGACGUACGCGGCGGACAUAUUUUUCGCCCAGAGCUGGAUGGAGCACCGCCUUCGGUUUCCGAGCAACAUGAGCUCCGACUAUCGGCUCCUGCCCGUCUCCUGGCUAAACAACAUCUGGCAGCCCGACUCCUACUUCAAGAACGCCAAGCAGGUCACUUUCCAGGAGAUGACGAUCCCGAAUCAUUACAUCUGGCUCCAUCACGACAAAACCAUCCUCUACAUGGUCAAGCUGACUCUGGUGUUGUCAUGCGCGAUGAACUUCAAGAGAUACCCUCACGACACUCAGAAAUGUGCGAUGAAGAUUGAGAGCAUUUCAUACACGACCGACGACCUGAUUUUCGUCUGGGACCCGAAGGUUCCCCUGGUCGUGGACCAUAUAGAGCUUCCACAGCUCGACCUGGUGAAGAACACCACUGGAGACUGCACCCAGCAGUACGCCACAGGAAACUUCACCUGCGUGCAGGUCGUCUUCACGUUCAAGCGGCGGCUGGGCUACUACCUCUUCCACACGUACAUCCCGACGUGUCUGAUCGUCAUCAUGUCUUGGAUCUCGUUCUGGGUGCGCCCGGAGGCUGUGCCGGCCCGUGUCACUCUCGGAGUGACCUCUCUACUCACCCUGACCACGCAGCACUCGAAUUCACAGAAGGCCCUGCCGCCCGUCUCCUAUAUCAAGGCGAUCGACAUUUUCAUGUCGUCGUGUCUGGUGUUCGUGUUUCUCUCUCUGAUCGAGUACGCCCUGGUGAACAUCAUCCUGGGCGACAUCGUCGACUCGGAGGAGGCCCUGGCCAAGCACGCAGGAGGAGUGCGCUCCUCCGUGUUCGCGCACACCAGCAAACUGCUCUACAAAAACGAGACCCGCGCCGGCCCGGUCCAGAUCAGCUCCUCCUGCCCGCGGCACGGCCACCUGGUGGAGGACAGCUCAGAGAAUGGUUCCGUCCGUCACCGCUGCGGCGCCACCGGCACCAAGUGCCCGGCCGCGGUGGCCGGCGCCGGGGCCGCGGCCGGAGGGAGCAGCGGCACCUCACCCGCAGGUGUGACGGUGACCAAGUCGUGUCAGCAGAAGGCGCGCUACAUGGAGCGCCGUGAGCGAGCGCUGUUCGUGGACAAGGUGUCGCGAGUGGUGUUCCCGACAUCGUUCCUGCUACUGAACGCCAUCUACUGGCUGGUUUAUACCAUCGAGUGGGAGGAUGUGAUCGAAGAGUACGCGUAAACUCUGACAUGGUGCAGAGAAUCGCUCGAAGGAUCAUACGAGGGGAUAUGUUGUAAACUGUGCUAAGGGAGUCGGAGAGUGCCGUGCCGAAAAUCGCCUGACUGGAGGAAAUUAGUGUGAAUGAUAUUGUAAUAUCCUUGGACGCUCAAUCCGCAUCGCGCACAUCAAUGAACAAAUGAAGCAGUGACUGACAGAAGUCAGUGCUUCAUCAACGGACUUCAGAUGGCUAUGUGCCGUCGGUCGCAGAUAACUCUUAUUGAUAACCGGUUAUUGGUAAUGUGCCACUUAUUAUUAGAGGAGUCUGAUUCACAAGAGUGAGCUAGUGAUUGAUAUGAUCUCAGUCAUCAUUGACAAGAAAUAGUGCACCUUCAGUGGCAGGCACAGUGUCAGUGCCCUGAAUGAAUCACUAUCGGAUGAUGAAUUGUGGCAAAGACAGUGGUGUCACAUACUGACAGUGAUUAGUGCGUGACCUACACCUGCUUUGCUUGUGACAACUGGUGUAUGUCAAGACAUUGAACCAAAGGCCCUGUAUGCUCGAACGGUGCCAGCUCGAUCUCGAAUGCUCACGCUGAGGCGUUUGGUGCUCCCGUGUUGUGCAUAUGCUCAUGAUGUUUUUUUGUUUGUUGUACCCCAAAAUAUUUUUGUAUAUAUGCACCUUAAUCGUUCAGAAUGGUGGCGAUAUGUGUGGUAGUGAAAUGGGCAUUGGUGUGCUCUGGCCUCUGGUAAUUUGUAAAAGACGCCACUUGAUGCAUGAACGUACAUAUCACGUACUCGUUUUUGUCUUUAGUUUUGUGUCAAAGUGUGAGCUGAUGUAUUUUGAGUUUUAGCAAUUUAUGUCAAAAAGCUACGUUCUUUACAUUUAAAUAAAAAAGGUGAGCAGCACACCUAUAGAUAAGAGACCAUGGCCUGUUUUGUAACCAAAGUCCUUUAUCUUUUUAACGAUCCUGUGUGCAUAGCGGCGAGGACAUUGACUAAUUUUAAAGUGCAAUACAAGAUAUAUGUAUGAUGAAAGUAACAUCGAAGUAAGUUUAUCGGAAUAUAGCUCAGAGGCGUCAUCCAA